Molecule: messenger RNA, 2934 nt
Organism: Pungitius pungitius (ninespine stickleback)
Lineage: Eukaryota; Metazoa; Chordata; Actinopteri; Perciformes; Gasterosteidae
Exons: 5
Coding region: 121-1119 (332 amino acids)
Source: RefSeq, a predicted model, not a curated record
GCUGAUGCUGUUGAAGAUCUGAAAAAGCACGAGUCUCCACAGACGUAUACUGAGCUUGCCAGAGUGACGCUUGCUCAAAUAAUUGUCUUCAACAGACGUCGUGCUGGCGAAGUCUCAAAAAUGACACUUGAGUCUUUCAAGAAAAGAGACCAGACUGAGCUACAUGAGGAUAUAGCCGUUGGCCUCUCCCCCUUUGAGCAAAAACUGGCCAAGCACUUCAGCAGGGUAGAAAUGUUGGGCAAACGAGGGAGAAAAGUGGCUGUUUUGUUAAACCCUGAAGUAGUCAGUGCAACAACACUUCUUGCAGACAAAAGAGACUCGUGUAAUGUGCACAGGGACAAUCCCUUCCUAUUUGGAAAGCCAAGGUGCCCCCCUUCAAGCUACUAUAGAGGACAGGACUGCAUCAGGGGUUUUGCAAGUCGUUGUGGUGCAAAGAAUCCUGAAUAUCUUAAGUCCACACAUCUUCGAAAGCACGUUGCAACAUUGUCCCAGAUUCUCAACCUCAAAAAUAAUGAGCUUGACCAACUAGCCAACUUUUUGGGCCAUGAUAUUCGGGUCCACAGAGACUUCUAUCGGCUGCCAGAGGCAACUAUCGAAAUGGCAAAAAUCUCAAAGCUUCUUCUGGCAAUGGAGAAAGGAUCUCUUGGAAGAUUCCAAGGAAAAUCUCUUGACGAGAUUGAGAUUGAAGAUGAAUUGGAUCCGGAAACAAUUGGAGAGGAAGAUCCAGACGACGAUGACGAUGACGGUGACGAUGAUGGAGAUGGUGAAAAGUCUCAUCCUGUCCUUGGAUUAAGAGGAAAACGAAAAACGAUGACAUCAUCCCAGGAUGAAACAAAGAAUUCAAAGGGAAAGAGAAGUCACCUGGAAACCAGAGGUGAGGUCACCAGCUCCAAAGAGGUUCGAAGAAGAUACAUAAAAAAGUCAUGGAGCAAAAUGGAAGUGUCUGCAGUGAUGAAACACUUCAAGGCCCACAUUUUGAAGGGACACUUGGCCACAAAAAUGGAGUGUGAGCAGUGCAAGCUUGCCGAAGACCAUAUUUUAAAAGGAAGGACUGUACAAAACAUUAGAGACUUUGUAAGGAACAGGGGACGCAUGUCCACAAAGGGAAAUUUAGUUUGAGGGAAUAUGUCCAAGAAACCUCUUUAAGCACCUGUUAAGAGUACAACUUUUGAGAAAAAUGUACAGUUCCCUUUUCAGUAAAAUGUUGUUACUGCGACUUUUGAAGCAGUAGAGUUCACUGCACUUGUUACUGCGUCUUUUGAAGCAGUAUAGUUUACUGCACAUGUUACUGCGUCUUUUGAAGCAGUAUAGUUCACUACACUUGUUACUGCGUCUUUUGAAGCAGUAUAGUUCACUGCACUUGUUACUGCGUCUUUUGAAGCAGUAGAGUUUACUGCACAUGUUACUGCGUCUUUUGAAGCAGUAUAGUUCACUGCACUUGUUACUGCGUCUUUUGAAGCAGUAGAGUUUACUGCACAUGUUACUGCGUCUUUUGAAGCAGUAGAGUUUACUGCACAUGUUACUGCGUCUUUUGAAGCAGUAUAGUUUACUGCACAUGUUACUGCGUCUUUUGAAGCAGUAGAGUUUACUGCAUCUUUUGAAGCAAUACUUAAGCAGAUAUAUAUAUUGCCAAUAUGUAAUGUUUGAUAAUGGUAUACAUUACAAUAAAUGUAUUUUCAUAUAAAGGCUGUCUAAUUUCGUGGUGGGGAGGGGCCCUGAUAAACACACGUAUUUGUAUAUAGCCAUCCAUCCCCAGGAUGGUCCUCAUAACCAAGGGUCUGGUCAUGUCGGUGUAUGUGUACUGGUAAUGUCCUGUUAAACCAGGAUGGUCCUCAUAACCAAGGGUCUGGUCAUGUCGGUGUAUGUGUACUGGUAAUGUCCUGUUAAACCAGGAUGGUCCUCAUAACCAAGGGUCUGGUCAUGUCGGUGUAUGUGUACUGGUAAUGUCCUGUUAAACCAGGAUGGUCCUCAUAACCAAGGGUCUGGUCGUGUCGGUGUAUGUGUACUGGUAAUGUCCUGUUAAACCAGGAUGGUCCUCAUAACCAAGGGUCUGGUCGUGUCGGUGUAUGUGUACUGGUAAUGUCCUGUUAAACCAGGAUGGUCUUCAUAACCAAGGGUCUGGUCACGUUUGUGUAUGUGUACCGGUAAUGUUCUCAUAAAUAAGGGUGGUCUUUAUAAGUCACCUUCAUGAUAGGAUCCGCCCCCAUCCCGCCCCGUCCCCACAGUCCUGUAGAAUGUCGAGUCUUCAGAUCUCCUGACUCUUUCACCAGAAAUUAAUUCUGAACAGUAGGCUUCGUUUCCUACAUCACGAGGACCAUUUUGAUAGUUCUUAGAUCUCUCUGGGACAAAGGGAAAGGUGUGUACCCAUAAACCAUGGUUUGAGCAAGUACGGGGAAAAUGUCCUGACAAACCACUUUUGCCCGUAUGUGUGUGUGUGUGUGUGUGUGUGUGUGUGUGUGUGUGUGUGUGUGUGUGUGUGUGUGUGUUUGGUGAUUCGUAUUAGUAACAAGAGAAUAUUGCUGUCUUUCAAGAAUACAAAGAAUGGAAAAAGGGCAAAAGAGAGAUACAGAGAGCGGGGAGAAACGGAAAGAUAAUUGCCUGUACAGCACCAAUCAUCACCUAAUCCCCUUGGGAAGGAUCAUUAUGGAGUCUGGCCCUCUUUGGUUUGGUGAAGGGAUUAUAAUCACUAAAAUAAACGAUCUGAGAGUGAGAGAAUGCACAUUUCCAGAAGCUGUAUACCUAUAAUCCUCAGGUUCACACACACACACACACACACACAAACCACACACACAUCUGUCUCUGUCAAAAAAAGUUAAGUGUGCCGCAAUAACCUCUGUGUGUCUUAUUUCAAGAUUUAAAAAAUGUUAAGCAUGUGUGCAUGGCCAGAAGCUUCAUAUACAGUUUCAGUCAAAUGUACAGAGUGUGGGAACAGGC